This is a messenger RNA of Chiloscyllium plagiosum (whitespotted bambooshark), 4887 nucleotides long. It is a transcript of the gene gas2l2, whose product is annotated as growth arrest specific 2 like 2. Gene Ontology annotation, cellular component: actin filament; stress fiber; microtubule plus-end. Gene Ontology annotation, biological process: regulation of microtubule polymerization or depolymerization; actin crosslink formation; microtubule bundle formation. Lineage: Eukaryota; Metazoa; Chordata; Chondrichthyes; Orectolobiformes; Hemiscylliidae. The record is from RefSeq and is a predicted model, not a curated record. Gene Ontology annotation, molecular function: actin filament binding; cytoskeletal adaptor activity; microtubule binding.
UUGGGGGGAGAAGUUUGUGGAUCGCAGGGAAGGGGCUCUGCUUUCAAGGUGGGGGGGCAUCAGGAGUCCCUGCAACCCUCCUGAGGGGGUCUGGCUGUGAACUAAACUCAACCUCCUUCACCCCCGGGGGAAUGGCCAACGCUCACAACAUCCAGUCGGCCACCGCCAAGAGUAUCCGGCCGUUCCGAUCCAGUGGGGAGUACCUGCUAGCCAUGAAGGAAGACCUGGCCGAGUGGCUGCAUGAGCUGUAUGGGCUGCAGCUGGAUGCCCAGGGGCUGCUGGAUGCACUGCAGACCGGCUGCCUCCUGUGCACUCACGCCAACAAUGUGACCAGAGUGGCCAUGGACUUCUCCCGGGAAUACCCCCAGCUCCUGUCCAAGCUGAAGCUGCCCCAGGCCGGGGUCACCUACACCACCUCAGCCCAGCCCGGCACUUUCCAGGCCCGGGACAACAUCUCCAACUUCAUCAACUGGUGCCGCAAGGAACUAGAGAUCCAAGAUGUGUUAAUGUUUGAGACCGAGGACCUGGUGCUGAGGAAAAACAAGAAGAACGUUGUGCUGUGCCUGCUGGAGGUGGCGAGGAGAGCCUCCAAAUUUGGGAUGUUGGCCCCGGUCCUCAUUCAGAUGGAGGAACAGAUCGAGGAAGAGAUCCGGGAGGAGAUGGAUCUGCCAUCGGAGACCAUCCCUCCGAGACCCAAACCACAGAAGGAGCUGUGUGAUUUCAGAAACUUGGAUGAAAUGGUACGUCACCUGGUGAGCCGGUGUACCUGCCCCGAUCAGUUUCCCAUGGUAAAAGUCUCCGAAGGGAAAUACAAAGUGGGCGACUCCAACACUUUGAUUUUUGUGAGGAUCUUGCGGAGUCUUGUGAUGGUGCGAGUGGGUGGGGGAUGGGACACCCUGGAGCAUUACCUGGACAAACAUGACCCCUGUCGUUGCACGUCACUCACUCACAAGCAAGUGUCCAGGUUCAGCAGCCCACACAGACCUGUCAAUCCUGUUCACCAGAUCAAGGUUCGCCUGCCACCGAGGACAGACCAGACAAACAAGCCACAGGCGGCGCUCAUUCUAUCAAGGUCACAAAGUCCCAUGCCUCCAGUGGAGUGGAGACUAAACACGCCAUCUGCUGUUUCAACACGAGGUCGCAGUGCUGUUCGGCCCCCGUCACCCAAUGUUCACACCCCCUCUGCAGGUCAUUUGACCACGAGGACACCUCGGGACAAAUCAGAGCCACGGCAACUCUUUCACACCAGGCAGAAAGAUCAGCCAGCUACUCCUUCCUACCAGACGUCAGUGAACGUUGAGAGCACCAAAGCCAACUCCAACGCUACCACAGCAGCUCGAACAGGGAGAGAGAGGAGCAGGACUUUGCCAGCACCUUCUAAAUCUUCUGCGGCCCAGGAUAACAAACGUAUCCUUGUGUCUACAGUGGAUACCAAAAAAGUACCAAGUCAGCUUGCUGUUCCUCAACAAUCCAAUACCAGGUUGAACCAGACUUGGACCAGUGCCCAGUUUAUUGAGUCUAAAGUGGACCAAAGUAACUCAAAUGAAGGCAAGCCAAGCACCAGUGCAGUUUCCCAGAAAUCCUGUUCUGAAAUGACCCCCCGAACCUCAAAAGGCUCAGUGAGGAGUAAUUCGCCUGCGCCUAGCCGAGUCAGUAAGCUCUCCCUUGUUCAAGUUGCUGAGAGGAGAAGUGAUAAGGGUCAAGUGUCUCAUCGCCCUCUCAGCCCGGAUGGUACCUGGCAAGAAGGCUGUUGGCAGGAGCCAAAGUGUGUCAGCAAGCCACCACGCGAUGGAGACAAGAAGUGGUCUCAACCAAAAAGUCGGAUGCGCUCGCGGACGCCCGAGCCUUACAGCAUCAAUAACAAUAAUAACAAAAGUGUGGACAGUGACAUGCGCGAGCUGUGUACGUACACAGCUCCUCCCAUAAAUCCUACACAAGAGUCAGAACUCUACAAGAGCCUCGAAGAUGAGAUUGCAUCCAAUAUGAAGGCUCUGCAGGUGGGUCUACAUGAGGUCAGUGAACUUGAUGCAUUUGCUUUGGUCCCCAGUCAGUCCAGUUCUUCAAAAUGUAAGCAACCUGACUCUCCGAUUUCAUCCAAACGUUUGGUUUCCUCACUCCCCAGUCCUUGUGAUAGCACUCGUCAGCCUUACAGCUGUAUCAAUGUGGCGUCAACCCAGAUGGGAAGAGUGACGGAGAAUGGCUGCAGUUUUAAUGCUGUUCUGGCUGAACUUGUUAGUGGAACACAGAAGCUUAAUCGGGUGGACAUUGAGAACUGGAUAGCAAAGAGCCCAAAGAUGUUGCUCACUAAAUCGAGUGCUAAUCCACAAGCAGCAGCUUUGUCCUCUGUUGAAACCGUCACACCUUUUCCCAACAGAAUUGAAGUGAAAAGUGAAAGCUGUACUAAGAUUGGAUCAAAAUCUGUUCAGUGCAAUCAACAGACCAAUGACUUUAAAGGCACUAACCUCAACAGUGUGAAGAGUCAAAUAAUGUUGGCUCAGAAUAAUUUGAACGCCGUUGAGGUGAAUUCCAGAUCCACAAAUGAAGGAUCUGAUACUAAUUCUUCGUUGGAAUGGAUAGAUUCACCCUGCACUCUCCAGAAAGCCAAAGCUCAACAAGAAAGACAAAAGCGGUCACUGAGAAAGCCGGAGAGAGUUCCUUCCAUCUACAAACUGAAGCUUCGCCCCAAGAUACGGCCCAGGAGGGACAACCGACCUGAGAAGAAGCCAUCGAGAAUUCCCACUCCGUUAUCCUACAGAGAGGCAGACAAAACUGUAAAGGGUAUGCCAAAAUCUGGAAGCUCCCAGAAAUCCCACAAAGCCAACAGCAAGGUUUCAAAGUCUAAAGUUCAGGGAAGACAGAUCCCGGCUUUACAUUUCACCAAACCCGAGGAGGAUCUUGGUUCAGGAGAAGACUUUUGGGUUCAUCAGCACAGUGUUUCGCCAAGUGACAGAACUGCAGUACAGCAAUCCAUUAUACAGGACUCUGGGCAAAGACAAGAAGAUGAGGAAUCUUGGGUUUAAAAGUUUGAAAGAAAACCUGAGUAAUAGCUCAACCUCAAGCAAUUUGUUUAUUGACCACCAAUAUUUAGUGUGUGUGUGUUGUUCCUCAACACAAACACUCCAUUGCAAGGCAGAAGAAACAGCUCAGCCAGGUCCACGGGCACACUGAAAGCCAACACGUUUUAUAAUGAAAUUAAACCUGGUGAUAAUUGCAUAAGACAAAAGGUACAAGAAAACCAGCACCAUAACAAUUGCACUACUUAAUGCUCAUUAACCCAAUAGAGGAGAUGGCACACGCUCAUCCAGAAAGUGAUGAAAAGUUUGAAAGUCAAUCAAAGGAGCAUUAAGUGAAAGACAUUUUGUCCUUAUCAAAUGACCUAAUGUAUCUUUAUACCAUGAUCAGCAAGAGUGAAUCAAUUAAAGUGUGGGGUUUCAACACUAAUUGUUUACAAACUCUGAUUCGGUUUUGAUGUGUUUACAAGUAGUUUCACAAAUGAUUAUAAUGAGCUUAUCACAAUGUCACUUGUUUUAUAGAUUUAUAUGGUGUCUUCUUUGUUUUCUAAACUUUGAUCAGGUUAUUAAUAAUACUGUUUAUUCCCGCUUGGUCAGAUAUUAAAUCCUAAUUUCUCCCCUGUAUUCAUAUUUGAAAAACAACCUGAAUAGUCUAAGGUCGCCCUGAUUCUUUGAUCUCGAGUCCACCCCUGCCACACGAGUAUGUGAGGGCCAGGGCAAAUGGAACAUGGGGUUAUAUCAAUGAGUAACUUUAAAUUGAGAGCCCAGCCAUUCAGGGGUGGGAUCAGUGAACGCAUAAUCCUAACAGAAUUGGGAAUAGAAACUUGGACUGUGUCCACUACAAAACUGUUGAGGCUAAUUGAGCUCAGUUGAAAGCUCAAUGCUGAUGGAUAUUUGUUAGGUCAGAGUAUUAAGGAUAAUAGAACCAUGACAAGGCAGGAGUUCUUAUACAUGAUGAUUGAAUGGCAGAAAUGGUUCAAAAUGCUAAAUAAAUCCUAAUUUCCAAUGAUCCCAUGGCUUAUAAGUACCAGGUGAUUAUGCAGAAGCUAUGCUAAGUAUUAACAAGGGCUUGGAAUGAUGGUUGUGGUUAUUGGAGGAUAUGUUCUCUUGUGUUCCAUGUGGUGAUGUUGUUAACACACAGGACUUUGCCACAUCUCGUGCCUUAAUUGGAAAGCAACUGAGGGUUCAUAAUUCUGAUGCACUUACCAGUGGGAGAAUUGUUCACCAGUACACUGACUCUUCCUAUCCUGCACCAGAGACUUCCAAUUCUAUGGCAUCCACAUUUUAUGAAGAAAUUAUUUUUGUUGCUGUACUGUUGCUAAUUUAUUUUACAGUCAAAAUAAUUUCUGGAAAAGGAGUAGACAAUCAUAACUAUUUUCAAUAAAGAGAUUUUUCAUUUAAACAUUUGUGUGACUUAAUGGGGUUUUAACAACUUGUUAAGACUGGCUUCAUAAAUUCCGAAGGCUGCAUUUUUCAUGGGCAAUGUCAAUAUUAACUUGUCAUGCUGUAAUAAUGCCCUCCUGCCACUUGAGGUGCUGCAGCCUCUCACAGGUUUGUUACUUUAAAAUGUCAAACUCUUGGGCGUGACUUCUCAGGGAUCAGCUAAAAUGGAAAUUUAUUUGUUGAUUUAUAUUCAAUUAAUAAAAUAGUUAAAUUAAAAAUAGUUUGUUCAGUUGGUAAAUGACAGAGAGGAAUAAAUAGGCACUAGGAAACUGAGCAAUCAAAUUACUUUUUAUAAAAUGAGGGUUACAAAUCCAAACAAGCAAGUGGUAAGAAAACUGAUUAAUCACUCCAAAAUAUUUGUGAGAUCUUUUUGUACUGUCAUCUUAAUGUUUCCUUUGUUGAAUAUGUUAUUAAUAAAAGUAAAAUAUAACAU